Molecule: messenger RNA, 1827 nt
Organism: Anopheles cruzii
Lineage: Eukaryota; Metazoa; Arthropoda; Insecta; Diptera; Culicidae
Product: mini-chromosome maintenance complex-binding protein
Exons: 3
Coding region: 1-1827 (608 amino acids)
Biological process (GO): DNA-templated DNA replication
Molecular function (GO): chromatin binding
Source: RefSeq, a predicted model, not a curated record
AUGGUCGGUGAAACCUGGUCACCCGAGUGGUUUCUGCAAAACGAAACGGCCAGCCUUGAACGGCUGGCGGAUGAAUCAUUUUGGCGGUCUAUUCCACUGUUGAACUGCACGGAAUUACACAACCUUUCCGAUGGUUGUCUGGUAAGGUUUCGGGGACUGGUGCAGGAUCAAAAGGACUCCGAGUACUAUCUCGAGAGCUACAAUGUUCACUGCAAAACGACCGGUUCGAUCCUUCGGCGUCAGAAUGGUAAAUUUCGCGACAUUCUCGUUUGUAACGGUGCAACGGAGCGCGUGGAACAAGGUUUAACCGAGGGCGGCACACUCGGCGAGCGACGGUCAAUCGUUGUGGUCAGUGUUCCAGGACAGAACCGGUGGGCAUCGGAGUAUGAGGAGCAAACAAAUGGCGCCGGAUCGGCAAGCACCACGAAAGACAACGUCGUUGAAGGUUCCGAGCCACGAGCAGCUGUAAAGCGAGCGCUCGAGACUGAAAUGGAAGUGGACGCAGACCAGACAUGCGCCACUGGACCAGUGGCAUCGAAUGCAACGAAACGAGUAGCCACCGAACAUUCCGCACCUCCACCGCACUCGGCAACCACCGUUCUGUCCGCUGACUAUCUGCUCAAUUCGCCCAUCAGCGAUCGGCCGAGUAAGGCGUGUCUGGUGAAAGUGUAUGGCAAUUUCGACAACUGGACAAUCAAUUCCGUCAUUGAGGCGGUGGGUUUUCUUUCCGUCCACCCGUCCCUGGACGGUAGCGUUGACGCAACGGAGGAUCCUGCGUUCGAGGACGAACUUCCAGAGCACCAGGCCAACAAUCCGCCACCGUCGCUGAUUCCUCGUUUGCACGCCGUCAGCAUUCGCAAGCUGGCUCACACCAAUCCCAUCCUGCAGGCCCAGGGUCCUGGGGUCGAAGAAUCACUCGAUAUCGAUGGCACACUCCACAUGAAGGAUCUCCACAAUCUGCUGACCCAGUGCCUAUUCGGCGACCGUAUAGCGGCCGACUAUGUGCUUUGCCAUCUCGUCUCGUCGGUUUACAUACGGGACGAGGUGGAAUCACGCGGCCAGUUCUCUCUCAACCUGAGCAACAUACCCGGCGAAGUGCUUCCGGGCUACACCGAGUCGUUUUAUGAGCUGCUGGAGUUGCUUCUUCCCGCGAGCCAUUACUUUCCGAUGACGCUGGAGAGCAUGAACACGAUACAGUUUGCACCGAAGAAAGACUACACCACGAACAAGCUCACGAGUGGACUGUUGCAGCUGGCCCCUCACACACACCUGGUCCUGGAUGAAACGCGACUACAGGCUGGAAAGCUGGAGGCGGCAGGCGUCGAGGCGGUGCAGCAUGUGGCCCGUCUAAUCAAGAAUCAGCGCUUGAAAUACGAUUUCCAGUACUAUCAGCUCGAGUUUAACACGGACGUUCCGGUGCUGAUCUUAAGCGAGGGACGCAGCAUGCUUCCGAGUAACUGGCAUCUACCCAUCAUUCCCGAUCUGGAUGCGAUCAAACUGAUCGACGAAACAAUUAAAGCCGGUCGACACUACGUAACACCAAAGUUGGGCGAAAUACGGCGCUGUCUGACUGCCGCCCGGAUCCGGUCGUUCGAUAUGAAAACCCUCGAUCCGGCCAUCGUCGAGGAGGAUUUCGUGCGUAUGCGCACGGCCAACAGUGACGUGUCGAUGGACGAUCUGCACAACCUGGUCGUGUUGGCCCGAUUGCUUGGAAUAAGCGGCGGCAAACGAUCGCUAGAACGGGAGCACUGGGAGCGGGCGAAGGAGCUGGAAAAGGAACGCCAGAAUCGGCUCGAGAUGUUUGUGAAACGGAAAAAUGAACCAUGA